Molecule: messenger RNA, 1242 nt
Organism: Choloepus didactylus (southern two-toed sloth)
Lineage: Eukaryota; Metazoa; Chordata; Mammalia; Pilosa; Megalonychidae
Product: basic proline-rich protein-like
Exons: 6
Coding region: 1-1242 (413 amino acids)
Source: RefSeq, a predicted model, not a curated record
AUGUCUCCAGGAGGCUGCGCCUCAGACCAGCGAGCUGCUCUCGGGCCUCCUUCCUCAUCGGCAGCUGAGGGGACCAAUGUCGGAUGCCAUGCUGGCCGCAACGGCCAAGCCCCCUCCAUCGCCUCCACCCCUCUCCUCCCCGAGGGCCCCGGGGGCCACCCCCCUUCUCUGGGAGCAGCCUCAGUGAGGAACGGGCUUGCAGAGGCCCCACCUCAGAGCCCCCCACCCUCCCCACUUGGGCCCAGCCUGCUGCUCCACGCUAGGCCGACGGCCACCGUGCUGUCCAGCCCUGGGCACAGUCCGACCAAGGGAAGAAUCUGCUCCUUGCAGGAGCUCAGAAAGUGCUGGAAGGGUAGCCGGGCCUCGGGGUACCCCAGCGCACAGGAAGACAGCACUGCUGCGUGGAAGUGGGCUGUGACCCCCAGUGUGGCCGCCCUGCCCAGCCCCCACCGCAGCCUGCCCCGUAGGUUCCAGCCUGUCCGUUCCUCCCCAGAAGAUGCUGUUAAAAGCCUGUGGGGGGGCCCUGCUCCAGGGCUGCUGGAUCCUCCUGGAUGUCCUGCCGUGACCCUCGUGUCCUGGGUCCAGCCAUCUCGGGCGGAUGAGAGAAGGGGACCCCAGGCCCAGGCCCUGCACGGAGAGGGUGUGGCCCACGAAGGUCCCCCAGCCACCAACCCAGAGAGGGACCCUGAGCCCCAGGGACUGAUGUCGCCCACGAUCAGUCCUUCCCAGGCUGUGCUGCCCCGGCGGCCCCGCGGAGGGUCCCUGCGCCCGGGUGCGCUCGCGCUGGGCCCGCGGGGCCGCGAGAGAGACGCCGAGGUCCCGCCGCAGAGCAGCCGAGGCCGUCGGGGGGCGCAGGGACCGUCCGCGCGGCUGCCCGGGGCCCGGGAGAUCCGCAGCGCCGCCGCCCCGACGCCUCCUCGACGAGAGCGCGACUUGCGCGGGGCCGAACCGCCACCCGCUGGCUCCAGCGCCGGCCCCGCGCCCCGCACCCGCCCUCCACUUCGGGGACCCUCCUGGCUGCAGGCACCGGUCGUCCCCGGCGGGAACCCCGCUGUGCCCCAGGGACCCCCACCCCCGGGCCUGACACCCCCGGGGCUCGAGGUGCGGGUCCUUUCCGUCCCGGCGUCCCCGCCCCUAGGCAGAUGCGGGGGGGAAGGGGAGCGGGGAGCGGGGUCUCGGCUCGUGCGCCAAAAGACCCGGGAGGGGAAAGGGCUCCGGGGGGCGUCCUGGGCUCCGCCUUGA